Neohortaea acidophila is the source of this 781-nucleotide messenger RNA. Its product is annotated as putative ER-golgi SNARE complex subunit Bet1. The record is from RefSeq and is a predicted model, not a curated record. Gene Ontology annotation, biological process: endoplasmic reticulum to Golgi vesicle-mediated transport. Bases 57 to 674 code for a protein of 205 amino acids. NCBI's taxonomy places the organism in Eukaryota, Fungi, Ascomycota, Dothideomycetes, Mycosphaerellales, Teratosphaeriaceae. The transcript is spliced from 3 exons.
GUACAAGCGAUGUGCAACUUGGAUGCGCAAACCUCUGCGUCGUCCAGAUAUCAACCAUGGCCUCGAGACUCCACCAGCGCAACGCCCGCGAUGCCCUCUUCUCCAACUACGACAACCCCCCCAACCGCUCCCGCCCCACCUCAGCAACAGCAGGCGGCCCUUCCUCCCGUCCCUCCUCCGCAGCGCCCUACAGCACCUUUCACGGCAACAAUAGCUCCCCUUACGCCUUCCCAUCGCAGCCGAACAACUCCUCCUCACAUCUGAGCGCCGCACCGCCCCCCAACGGAGCCUUUAGCGCCUACCCCGGAGCCAACGAUAUCGUGUCGCGCGGUAGCGGAGACGGGGGAUAUAGAUCUGCGACGCCGGAUAAGAAGGGCCGGUAUGCGGACGCGGUAUACAAUGAGUUGGAGAGUCAGAAUGACGAGCAGGUGGGGAUUAUGACGGAGAAGGUGAAGAUGUUGAAGAGUAUCACGAUAGCCAUUGGCGAUGAGAUCCGCGACUCGACGGCUUUCGCGGAGAAGAUGAAUGACAGUUUCGAGGGCACGCGCAACCGGUUACGAGGCACAAUGAACCGCAUGUUGAUCAUGGCGAAGCGGUCGGGCGUGGGUUGGAGGGUGUGGCUGGGCUUCUUUGCCUUUGUCGCUUUGAUCUUCUUUUAUGUUUGGCUGUUUUGAUUGGGCACUGUCUGGGGUUUUCAAGCGAGGUGUUCCGGCGAUGGGAUGUCUGGCAUAGAUGAGAUUAUACAGUCGUCAGGAAAAAGCGUCAUGGGAAGCAUACGAGA